CGUACAUAAUUCGACCGACACAGCUAUUUAAGUGAAUAUCAAAUGCGUAUAUCAAAAAACAAUUCAACAUGUCGUUAGAAAGAGAGUUAGAAUACAGUUUGGGUAAAGAACACAUUCCAAGGUACAACCACAUAGCCAAGUGUGCUACAUGGAUUGAUGAAAAAUCAACAUUCUUUUUGCGUAAACUGUAUAUUGGGGAAACGUCUGUGCCAAUAGAAUUUGGAGAUGUCACGAUGGUGUUCCAACCAAAAUUUAUUUUGAAGGAAAUAGAGAGUUUAUUUGGCCCUCUUCAAAAACGACCGGAUGAACUAUUAACUGAAUAUGAUACUGCGCCGCAGGAAACAAACGAAUUUCAGCCGAAAAUAAGUGUUACGUAUUCCCAAGACAAAAACACCGGAGAUGAUGGGUAUGUCGUAAAAGCCGAAAAUGAAGACAACAUGAGAGUCAGAGUAGUGAGUGAGAAAAAAAUUCAAGAGGCAUUGGGUUCAAUCCUUGAAAAAAUUGUGUUAAAGCAAUUCGUGGUCAAAUUCAGCAGAAUAAAGCAAACGGUUAAUGAGAAACAACUAGGGCAAGGACUUGCCGACAAGAACAGUUAUUCGAUAGAGAUGAAUAAACUGAAUGCAUUCGAACGAGAGAGCCUAGUGGACACAAUACGUGAGGGACAAGCGCUUUUAAGGAGGUUUGGCCACUACGAAGCACAAAUCAACAGUAGUCCCUCAUCGACGGAUGAAAAAAUUUUAGACGCAGUAUUCGGCGUAGACGGGAAUGUCAAGGGCUGUGGAUUCAGGGACGGACAACUACAAAUACAUGUGCAUAAACCUAGUAUACCAAGCGAAAGGCAAAGAAUAAAAAGUGAACUGACAAACGUUCUGCAGAAUUUAAAAAUCAACAGCGUGGUUGUUUUUGGCGAUUACGACAUCACCCCUUUUUCGGGAUCCCAAGUUGGAGAUAAAGCUGAGAACAUUUUGGGUAAAACAGGAACGCUUGGUGGUUUUGCUCAAAUAGAAGGUCAUCUUCCUCAAAGUGAAAGCAAACUUUGUGCUCUCUUUGCGAGACAUUUUGCAGAUCCCGAUGAAGACAACGAAGAACCUCCAGUACAAAUAUUUCAUCAAAGUGGUAACAAAACAAAGCUUGGAGUGGUUCAUCGAGGAAAUGAAAGAAGCAAAUAUGAUAUUUCUGCUGUAGCAGUUGUAUCUGAGGUCGAAAACAACAAAUUCAAAACUUCUGAGGGCCUAUAUUCACCCAGCCAACUAUGCCUUUACGAACAUGAUCAACUGGCAAAUCUUGAGGAACUACAAGUCUACAUUUGGGCAAAUGGAGAGGCGACUCCACGACGAGGAAAGAUCGCAAUUCCGUACUAUCGCCUUAGUUCAAUCGAUGGUCAUUACGUGUUGAUUGAGAACAUUUGUGAGUGGGAUAGAGAAACCAACGCGCUUGUGAGAAAGAGACUGUGUGAAUCUGGUCAUAGCGGGGCUAUUUUCUGUUCCGACGAUCCGAACAGAAAAUUUGUCACUGUUUAUUCAAUGCUUGAAGGUAUGUGGAACUACAAAGAAGUGGAAAAAGAUGCCUCUCACAAAGGCAUUUACAUGUCGUUUGCCGUCUGCAAAGGGUUGGAGGAUUUGGGCAAUAAACUUGGCGCCGAUAUCAAGCUUUGUUAGUCGUUACCUAUGAAGACAAGUGUAACUCCACCCCAACUUUCAUGUUUUGUAUAAUCACAUGUUUUGUCCAUGUCAAUAUACAUCUAUGUAUGUAUGUAUGUUUGGUGUGAUGUAUAAUUUAUGGUUACUAAUAGACAUUCUGUACCUAGCACUCGAUCUGCAAGGUUUAGAUUUGUAUUACUUGUUCACCAAGAUUUAGACAAGCUAUCGUGGCUUAAGUUCUUAAAUGAACUUUCGUCUCUGCUAUAUAAUACUGUCACGCAGUCUGGCUUAUUAAUCCACUGGAUUAAUGAAUAUACGAUACACCAGAUGUGUGUCCAUUUGUCAAUACACCACUUACUUCUAAUUAGCUCCCGACGGGAUUUCGUAUAUUUAUGUAUUCGGUGAAUUAUAAGCCAGACUGCGUGUAACCGAGUUUUCGAUCCGUAUAUAGCGGUACUUCUACGGUCUCGUUAUAGAGCUAGCUCUAUAUCGACGCGAUAGGGUGUCCUCCUGCAGAGCAAGAGGUCGUGGUUUCGAUCCCCAAUAUAUGCACAUAACAACUCAUGCAGUCUGUUUCAUUUAUGCAGUCUAUUACACUCAUUUGAACCAAAAGGUGGGCCAUAUUUACUCACACUGCGACAAUGUUGGUGUAUCACACACUCAUUUGGGCUCUUUUGAAAAUAGUAGUUGUAUUCAGCUGAAGAUGCGUGUGUUUGGAAUGAUGUGUUUAUAGGUAGCAAAAAAAUCUAAUAACAAAAGGUAUCAUGGCGGACAGCAUAUAAUUGAAAAGAAAUCACUUUGUGGAAAAUACUUGAUCGAAUAAAGAAAGUGACGACGAGUUGAGUUGCUAGCCAGACCGAAGAUAAACAUUUUUGUGUCAGAAACUAAGAUGUUUUGUUUAGUUUUGCGUCACUGAAUCAUUUAAUUUGCAUAAGCCCUUCUAUUUUCCGACUUAAUAAUGAAAAAGUGAAGCAAAAAUAAUUAAUGCCUUUCUGCGCGAAAGUCGCUUUAAUAACUGCGCGAAAGUCGCUUUAAUAACAAGCGUUGUUUAAUCACUGUAACCUUUAAGGACCCACCAGUCAUUUAACGUUUAUUCGUUUUCAGCAAUGAAAUACACGGUUACAAUCUAGUAGUCAGUAAUUGAUAUUAUUUAGUAAGUAGUUUGAGGUUUAUCACUCAAAAUGUAUGUUUGUUAUACAUGUACAUGUGAAUGUCUUGUUAUAAAUACGAGUGCCACUUUAAACAACGGUAGA
This is a messenger RNA of Mya arenaria, 2893 nucleotides long. RefSeq lists its product as uncharacterized. The transcript has 3 exons. Bases 69 to 1658 code for a protein of 529 amino acids. NCBI's taxonomy places the organism in Eukaryota, Metazoa, Mollusca, Bivalvia, Myida, Myidae. The record is from RefSeq and is a predicted model, not a curated record.